UUACAUUCAACAACAAUCUCCAUUUUUAAAGCUUCAAGUUUUUGCAACUCUAGUGAAGAAGAAGAUGGCAUCCAUCUCCACCUCCCUUCCAAUCUCGUCACCCUCCUUGUCUCUGCUCCAAAAGCCAACGAUCACUGCCCGCAGUUCUCCAGUUCUUCGAUUGCCAUCGAUGAGCAAGAUGGGUAAAGUGAGAUGUUCCGUGGAACGUAAGCCCGAUGUCAUAUCCAACGACAGUGUACCCAAUUUCAUUGUACCAGGAAAGAAUUCAUGGCCAGAGCUUGUAGGGGAAAUUGGGGAAGUGGCAAAAGCGAUAAUUGAGAAAGAAAAUCCACUAGUCAAUGCUAUCAUAAUAUCUGGAAAUUCUCCCACCACGGAUAUGAUGUUUGUGUCCAACCGUGUGAGGGUUGUGGUGAAUGCUGAGGGAUUGGUGACUAAAACACCCAUCAUUGGCUAGUUUAUUAGGUGUGCUUUUGUAGUAUCAAAAUUUUAUAAAUAAACGAUGUGUACUUGUUGUAUCUUAGGAUUGUUGUUGUUUUAAAUAAUAUUGUCAGGUAAGAACUGUAUGUUGUUAGAAUAUUGUUUUAGUAAAUAAAAUGCAACUGUAGCAUGUA
Molecule: messenger RNA, 611 nt
Organism: Helianthus annuus (common sunflower)
Lineage: Eukaryota; Viridiplantae; Streptophyta; Magnoliopsida; Asterales; Asteraceae
Product: inhibitor of trypsin and hageman factor
Exons: 2
Coding region: 65-454 (129 amino acids)
Biological process (GO): response to wounding
Molecular function (GO): serine-type endopeptidase inhibitor activity
Source: RefSeq, a predicted model, not a curated record